Molecule: messenger RNA, 2701 nt
Organism: Klebsormidium nitens
Lineage: Eukaryota; Viridiplantae; Streptophyta; Klebsormidiophyceae; Klebsormidiales; Klebsormidiaceae
Source: the annotation of a GenBank genome assembly
AUCAAGCGGAAACGCUCACUUCAGCUGGCGCCAAUUCAGUCACGUGCACGGCUGCCAACUGCUGGCGCCAGAUCGGAUCAUGCGAAUCAUGCCAUAGUGAGCAACUUUUUGUCAAAGAAGAGCACAAAUUCAACCUCAACAGCGCAGGACCGGACGUUGAGGAGGAGUCUAGAUCGCGCCCAGCAGCAAUUCCUUGCUUCAGUGGAGACAAUCAUCGCGAAGGCGUCGUGCAAAUUACGUUGAGUGCCGCUGUGAUCCGCUCCUUUGGAAGAACAGAGUUUGUGGGGAUCGCAAUUGGUCGAGUUGUCAAGGGGUGUUUGCAAGGUUUUUUGAGAGCAACACGUGCAGAUCUUCUCGUCGUCUGCAGCUGCGCCAGUGACCAUGGUGUCGGAUGCAUCUAAGAAGAAGGCCCUGGCCAAGAAGGCCAAGCAGAACAUCAAGCUGCAUGGCAGCGCAGGGUCCAGCCCCGCAGUGUCGCGCAACGCGAGCGCUGCGGAGUUGUCCAAGAUGACAGGGAGUGCGGCAGAUUUGAGCAUACUGGAUAAACCCAGCCAACAAAAUGGCUCCGCGUCGGAUCACCACCAGCGCACAGUGACGGGGGUGCUGUCGUCUCGGCCCACGUCGCGCGACAUCAAGAUCGAUGGGUUCAGCAUGGGCCUCAAUGGGCAGGAGCUCAUCCAGGAUUGCACCAUUGAGCUCACCAUCGGGCGGCGGUACGGCCUUAUCGGAGCCAAUGGGUCGGGCAAGACCAAUUUCCUGCAAUGCCUUGCAGCACGCGAGGUGCCCAUCCCCGAUCACAUGGACCUGUACCACCUGCACGAGGAGGCAGAGCCCAGCGACAGGACAGCGCUCGAGGCGGUGGUGGACCACAUCAAGGAGGAGGUGCGCCGGCUGAACGCGGCGGAGGAGCACAUCCUGAGCACAACGGGCCCUGAGGACGAGCGCCUGGAGCUGAUCUACGAGCGCCUGGAGUCGCUGGACCCGAACCAGUUUGAGGCGGAGGCGUCCAAGCUGCUGCACGGCCUGGGCUUUGGGACUAAGAUGAUGGCCAAGGCCACCAAGGACAUGUCCGGAGGAUGGCGCAUGCGCGUCGCCCUUGCGCGCGCGCUCUUCGCGGCGCCCACCCUCCUGUUGCUGGACGAGCCGACGAACCACUUGGACCUGGAGGCGUGCGUGUGGCUGGAGGAGUACCUGAAGACGUACAACAAGUGCCUGGUGCUGAUCAGCCACAGCCAGGACUUUCUGAACGGCGUGUGCACCAACAUCAUCUGGCUCACCGAGCGCAAGCUGACGUACUACUCGGGCAACUACGACACGUUCAUGAAGACGGUGUCGGAGAACGAGACGGUGCAGCAGAAGAAGUACGAGAAGGAGCAGGACGACAUCAAGCACAUCAAGGCCUUCAUCGCGUCGUGCGGCACGUUCGCCAACCUGGUGAAGCAGGCCAAGUCCAAGCAGAAGAUCCUCGACAAGAUGGAGGCCGCCGGCCUCACGCCGCCCGUCCAACGGCGCAGGACCUUCCAGUUUCGCUUCCCCGACUGCGACAAGCUGCCGCCGCCGGUGCUGCCGUUCGUGGACGUGAGCUUCUCGUACUCGGGCAAGGAGGAGGACAUGCUGUACCGCAACCUGGAGUUCGGCAUCGACUGCGACAGCCGCCUCGCGCUGGUGGGCCCCAACGGCGCGGGCAAGUCCACGCUGCUCAAGCUGAUGGCGGGCGACCUGAUGCCGACGCGCGGGCAGGUGAACCGGCACGCGCACCUUUCAAUCGGGCGGUACCACCAGCACAGCGUGGACCAGCUGGACGAGAGCUGCGCCGUGCUCGAGUUCUUCCAGAGGUCGUGGCCCAACAACGCCACCUUCAGCCGCGACGUGGACGAGUGGCGCGCGUUCAUCGGUCGCUACGGCAUCACGGGCAAGAUGCAGACGACCAAGAUCGCGGAGCUGUCGGAGGGGCAGAAGAGCCGCGUCGUGUUCGCCAUGAUGUGCAUGAAGACGCCCAACAUGCUGCUGCUCGACGAGCCCACCAACCAUCUCGACAUUGAGGCCAUCGACUCCCUCGCCGAGGCCAUCCAGCACUACAACGGUGGGCUGGUCCUGGUCAGUCACGAUUUCCGAUUGAUUGACCAAGUGGCCAAGGAGAUUUGGGUGUGCGACAAGAAGAAGGUUGAGCGGUGGAAUGGCGACAUCCGCGACUACAAGAAGAUGCUUAAAAAGACCAUGGGUCUCUAGGCGUUGGGCUGGGUGGGUCUCGGGAACGUGUUUGGUGGCCCUGCACAGAUCAUGUAGGUUUGCGCUCCAUUAGAAAUGCGGAAAGGUAAAUAGGUCUGAGAUGUCGCCUCCACAAGGUUGCAAGCGUGACACACAUAGAUUGGACUCAAGUUGGUGCACUACCGCCAUUCUUUGCGGCCACAUUGUGAUGGCCGGCCUUGUACCAUGAACCUGACUCUGGCUUGAACUUUCCGCUGGAAGUUCUCCGUUCGAGAUGGAACCUAGUAUUUCGUAGAGGCAGCUGACCCGAAAAAAUUGGUCUCACUGGCCAUGCACUUGAAUAAGUAUACGUGUCAAAUUAGUCAAAUCUUUUUGCAUCCGGAGGUGCCCUCUUCCCAACUGCAAAUAUUUUUCACAAUCCAAUCUGAACCGGGAUUUGCAACUUCAAUCUGGACAACACGUUCUAGCUCGACCUUCUGGGACUCCAAUGUGG